Molecule: messenger RNA, 846 nt
Organism: Symbiodinium necroappetens
Lineage: Eukaryota; Dinophyceae; Suessiales; Symbiodiniaceae
Source: the annotation of a GenBank genome assembly
GAAUGGGCCGCAGCGGCGCUUGGGAAUCUGGCGGUAAGCGCAGACAACCAGGCUCUCAUCGCCGAGGCCGGUGCGAUCCCUCCACUGGUGGAGCUGUUGCGCAGCAGUGGUGAUUAUGUCAGGGGAUGGGCUGCAGAGGCGCUUGGGGAGCUGGCGAAAAACGCAGGCAACAAGGCUCUCAUCGCCGAGCCCGGUGGCAUCCCUCCGCUGGUGAGCUGUCUGACGACAGGCACGGAUAUAACCACCCGGCACUUUGCAGCACAAGCUCUCGGCCACUUGAUGGCGGAUUGGAUCGUCGUCGACGGUGAGUUCGUCCCCAUGCCGGAGGCCACGGAAAUCGCCGAGGCCAACCAGGCUUCCAUCGCAUCCGCGGGAGCGAUCGAGCCGCUGAUUGCGCUGCUGCUAACGAACGUCCGACCGGCCCUGCAGGCGGCGGCCGCGCAGGCGCUUCGGCCUUUCUCGUCCCGCGAGGACACCCGUGUGGCCAUUGUGGAAGCUGGUGGGAUCUCUGUGCUGGCAAAGUUGCUGACCCGUUGUGAACCCGCUCAUCAGCACGGCGUCGUCGGGAUCUUGGACGACCUCGCGGAGAACGUGGAGAACGUGGCGGCCAUCGUGGAAGCCGAAGCGGUCCCUGGCCUGGUGGAACUGAUGGGCGACCGUGGCACCGACAGAGGGCAGGAGGCGGCCGCGGAGCUUUUGCUCAAGUUGUGCGCCCACCCCCAGGGCCUGAGCGAGGCGAAGGCUUCGGGAGCCCUGGACGUCGCCGCCGAGCUGGAGACGUCCGGGACGCCGGCGGCGCAGGAGGCCGCGAAGCGGCUGGUGGCGCUGCUGCGGCCAGGGCGGUAA